CUGCUUGUUGAUCCCGCCCUCUCUUUGAUACAAAACUCGGUGAUGUCGCUUCGUCUUUAACGAGCUUGACCCAGAACCCAGGGAAGGAGGGGAAAAGAGGGCAGAAAACACUAAAAAAAACGGAAUAGUCUGGACAGGCUUCCCAGUAGUAGUCCAUUCCUCCCUGUUUCUGGGCUCGGUGGUUCGGUGACCUUCCACACAUGAUCAACUAGAGCACCACCUCUGACCUCGGCGUGAUCUCUCACCUCUUAUACCAAACCACGCCCAUAGGUGAAGUGUGUAUGGAGCAGUGUGAGAGCGCAGCGGCUCUGCUGGAGUCGGUCAGGGAGCAGGAGGUGCAGUUUGAACAGCUGACUCGGGCGCUGGAGGAGGAGAGGAGGAGGGUGGGCCUCCCCGCCACCAGCCCCUCGACCCUGGGGCGCCCCCUCCCUCACACACAGAACGGGCGUUUGGGGGAUGCAGACAUAGAACGACUGAAACUAACAGACUCAUAUAUAAACGGCACACAGUACAGGAUGGUGGAUCCGGCACACGGCGCUCUAGAUGAGAGCUACACACCAGAGGACGACUCUCAGGAAGUACACUCAGUCUUCUCUGAAGAGGGAACCACACGGCGAACAGACAAUGGGAUGAAGAAACCCAUUUCACGCACAGUCCUGCCUUCUGACUCAAUGUCCAUUGAUGGGGGUUUAUCGGUGCCUGGUAUGGGCGUCUACAGCGCCACACUGGACCGUCCCUACAGGCAGGUCGGUGGAGGAGACUAUCCCACUGCUACAGUACCAAGAAACUACCACUACGGCCCUGUAGGAGGUUAUGAUGACUACAGGGGGGGGCUGCCGUCAGAGGCAUACACUAGCCUGACCAGGGGCUCACACAUGGAUGAACGCUACAGGCCGGUUGAUGGCUACAGAACUCUGGACUCUGGUUAUCGGGCUCCAAGCCGCCAGCAGCUGGACCCAUAUGCAGCGCAGCCCCAGGUGGGCCGAGGAAUGAGGGGCAUGGGCUCAGCCAUGGAGAUGCGGUAUGGCCACGGCCACUACGGUAUGGAGGAUGAUCAGCGCAGCGUGGGAUACGAUGACUAUGGCAUGGGGCCUCCACCCAUUCACCCUGGAGGUUAUGGCACCAUGCCACGCCUGGGGCCGGGUCCCGGGGGCAUGGACAGGCGGAGACUGAGGAGCUGUGAGGAUACUUUGGAUGGUGACAUGGGAGGAGUUGACCCUUAUGCUUGGGGUGUUCCCAUGACGAUGGAGAGAGGGAGCAUGGCUUCACUGGACAGCACAUUGAGAAAGGCACCUAACGCUUCGUGGAGACAACCAGAGCUACCAGAGGUGAUCGCCAUGUUGAACUAUCGUCUGGACCCUGUCAAGACCAACGCUGCUGCCUUCCUCCAGCAUCUCACAUUCAAAAAUGACAAGGUCAAGUCAGAGGUGCGACGCCUGAAGGGCAUCCCAGCCUUGGUGUCGCUGCUGGAUCACCCGAGCAAGGAUGUGCAUCACUCAGCCUGUGGUGCCCUUAAGAACAUUUCAUAUGGGCGAGACCAAGACAACAAGAUCGCCAUCAAGAACUGCGACGGAGUUCCUGCUCUAACCAGGUUACUGAGGAAAACCCGCGACCAGGACCUCACUGACACCAUCACAGGCACCUUGUGGAACCUCUCCUCCCAUGAUUCAGUAAAGAUGGAGAUUGUGGACCACGCCCUGCAUGCCCUCGCUGAUGAGGUGGUCGUUCCACACUCAGGCUGGGAGCGAGGGAGCAACGGAGGAGAGGAAAGCUGCAAACCACGGCAUCUGGAGUGGGAGACCGCCUUGACCAACACUGCUGGCUGCCUUAGGAAUGUGAGUUCAGAACGCAGCGAGGCCAGGCGAAAACUGAGGGAGUGCACAGGGCUGGUGGAUUCAUUAAUGUACAUUGUCCAGUCACAGAUCAACCGCAAAGAUGUGGAUAAUAAGUUGGUGGAGAACUGUGUCUGCCUCCUGAGGAAUCUGUCCUACCAGGUUCAUCGUGAAGUUCCUGGCUGUGAACGCUACGCAGAGACCAUACCGGUCAACCAGGGCCCCGUUCCAGCUAACAAAGGUGGCUGCUUUGGCUCUCGAAAGGGCAAAGAUGAGUGGUUUUCCAAAGGAAAGAAGGAUGGUGAUGAUGGAAGUGGAGAUCAGGUUGAUAUUCCAAAGAGGACAACACCUGCCAAAGGCUAUGAGCUGCUGUUCCAGCCAGAGGUGGUUCGAGUUUACACAUCGCUGCUCAGAGAAAGCAAGAACCCCUCGGUCCUGGAGGCUGCUGCUGGUGCCAUCCAGAACCUGUGUGCCGGCAGAUGGACUUAUGGUCGGUAUAUCAGAGCCACUGUGCGUCUGGAGAAGGGCCUCCCCAUGAUGGCAGAACUGCUGGCUCAUGGCAACGACCGUGUGGUUCGGGCAAUGUCUGGAGCUUUGAGGAACCUCGCUAUCGACAGCCGCAACUGUGAACUGCUGGGUUUGCAUGCAGUGCCUCACCUUGUGGCCAAUCUGCCUGGAGGCCAGAGCCAGUCUGGUCGCACUCUCUCAGAGGAGACGGUGGUGUCUGUGCUGAGCACGCUCACUGAGGUGUUAGGUAAUAGUCUGGAGGCGGCAAAGAGCCUCCGAGCCUCACAAGGUAUUGAGAGGCUGGUGCUCAUCAACAAGGAUGGGAAGCGCUCUGACCGUGAGGUGAGGGGAGCUGGCCAGGUGCUGCAGCUCGUCUGGGCUCACAAGGAGCUGCGUCGGCCUCUUGAGAAAGAUGGCUGGAAGAAGACGGACUUCAUGGUCAACCUGAACCCUGCCACCACUAACGGCCCAAGCACCCGAGCUAAUGGCACCUAUGAGGACAGCACCACACCGCUACUGGACAGAGGGGACAAGAGAGACAUGAUUCCUCUGAAUGACCUUGGCCCUGAAGCCUACUCUACACUGGACCAGAGGGAAAGGAGACACACUCUGGAUGAGACCACAGACACUUUACCGCGAGGGGUGUAUGGGGGCAGAAAGGGCUCCCUGCCUCUGUUGGACUCCUACGAUGGUUAGCCCUCCCCCCCUCCCCUCUACCCCCCUCUGCAUGUAAGAGCAUGAAAAACUGAUAGUGUGCAUCACCCAGACUGGGCCAUCCCUGCCCUACCACUGCUACUGAGGGGAGAAGAUCCGGAUCCACAGACUCUCUCCCCCUCCUCUCCCCUCUUCUCUCCCCCUUCCUCUCUUUCUCUCUCUAUCGCCACACAGAUGGGAUCAGAAGAUGAGGGUUGGCAUCCAAAGAAAGUGGUGGUGCUGCGGACAGAAAGCUUCAUGCAGCACACACGUACAGACACACACCUACUUUUUACAAAUUCAUCCAACUGUAGCAACAGAAAUAUAUUCCAUUUAUAAAUUAUAAUUCUUCUGUAAAGGCAAACACCUUUGCUGACAAUCAUUUAAUUCUGGUGUUGUUCUUUUUUUUUUUUUUUUCUCUUGAUAUUGUCAACAUUUUAGGUCAAUUUUUGUCAUGGUCCACAUGUUGCUGCCAACACCCACAUCCUGAUGGUGAAUUUGUAUUUAGACUUCUAUGUAGGGCAUAUACUGUAUAUAUAAAGAAGAUGGGAUGACUGCAUUAGUUUUGGCUCAUUAAUUUAAAUUGUCCCUUUUACUGGGAUUGUUGGGAGGUUGGAACACACCGACAGAGCGCCCUGUAGAUUUGAGAAUGUUGUUUGUAUAGGAGUUAUUUUCCUGUCUAGAGUUAUUUUCUCUCAGUUGGGAUGAGCACAGGUGUAGACAAGAAAGGGCAGGUGUGUGUAUAUUUGUCAUACAGUAAAGCUGUGGCUGUGCGUGUGCGUGUGUGUGUGUGCGCGUGGAAAAUGAUUAUGGACCUUUUUGAGUGAGUGUGUUUUUGUGUGUCCACUAAGACGCCACAUGUUCAUUGUUCCAUCGUCCAUCAUGCCGUCUGUUUUUAUUGUCUCCUUGUGACUUUUUAUUUUCAUUUUCUUAGUUUAUAAUGUACUGACUGCCUCUUUUUGAUACUUUCAUUUCAGAUUUGUUUUAUUACUGCCCAAAUGGAAAAAAAUGACAGCUGCUUUUUUUUUUUUUUUUUUUUUUUUUCCAACAUUUCUGUUUCGGUUUAGUCCACCAGACCAGUGUGACACACCAACCCUGGUACUGAGAUAUGAAACCGUGGACAAACACUAAUAAACCACUAAAAUAUGUCGACGUACGGCUUCAGAAAUGAUAACCAUUAACACUAUAGACACAACCUAAUCUACUUUCUUUUUUUUUUGUCUUGAUAAACAGAAGGGACUCCUUGGAAUAAUUAUCUGCACUCCCAAGUCUUAAUUCUCUAAAAAAAAAAAAAGGUUUAUGUAGCCACUCAUACAUGUACAUUUGCAUACUUUUUGCAUCACUGUACAUAAAAGCCCAUAAAUUUGGGAGACUUCUUCACUCAGAGGAGACUCGAGUUUUAACAAGACAGACUGAGGAGACACUGACGUUUAAUUUAAAUUGGGAGAUGGACAUAAAGCACAUUUUGGUCCAUUUGUUUUUACCUUCUUUGUUGUUGUAUUUUCUUCCUCUUCUUUCCGGUUUGUUUGUGUUUUAUUUUGGGGUUUGUAUGUGAGGGAGUGGCGGGUGAGAGUAUUAUGCAAUUCGUUGUACUUUUUAUUCCCACUUUUACAGUUGAGUUGUUUUAACGGCAAAAGAGACCAAUCAUCUUUGUUUUUUUUACUCUUCACAGACAUAGUAUAUUUGUACUGUUGCCUAUCCAUGUAAAUUUAUGAUGUACCAUUCAUACCUGCCUUGGCUCUGAGAAGUUGCUUUUUUUCAGUGAAGUACGUAACUGCUAAUACUAUUGUUUUUUUUGUUUUUUUUUUUAUAAAUAAAGAUCUUUUCUUAGACAA
Molecule: messenger RNA, 4867 nt
Organism: Amphiprion ocellaris (clown anemonefish)
Lineage: Eukaryota; Metazoa; Chordata; Actinopteri; Pomacentridae
Product: catenin delta-1
Exons: 22
Coding region: 282-3035 (917 amino acids)
Biological process (GO): cell-cell adhesion; cell-cell junction assembly
Cellular component (GO): adherens junction; nucleus; cytoplasm
Molecular function (GO): cadherin binding
Source: RefSeq, a predicted model, not a curated record